ACUGGGUGGCGAGGAAGGCAACGCCAUUUUCGCACAGCGUUAGUCCUACUAAAUUAGUCUCUAGUGAUGUUAGACCUAGCUGGGUAGUUAAAUGAAAUUAAAAGUAGCUCGUGUAUUUAGCUAACUUGAAAGAGCAUGUAACACAGGCGAAUAUAUGUCCUUUUUGUUUCGCAAUCUCUUGAUUUACUUUGGUAUGUAGUCACCGAUCAUGCAGCGAUAAGCAAUCAAAUUCGCGGCGUGACAGCUAUGUUAAGGUUAGCUAGCUAAACUGCAUUGGUUUAGGUAUCUCCGGUCAGUAAGGAAGACAAGGGCAAGAUAUUAAAUAGUUUGCUAGGUUAGCUGAGCUAAGUUUAUAAACAGUUAAUAAUUUGGUCUUUGAGGUAUACAACAUUUCAGUUUUGAAUCAGAUUGAAGUCGGACUAACACUUUACUUUUGGCCAACGGAUGUUCAAUAGAACGGAUGCGUGAGAACAUGUCCACCAUGGUGUGUUUGAAGGAGGAGGAAGACCCUGGGGAGAAGCUGUCCCAGGAUGAGAUCAUCUCCAGGACCAAGCAGGUGAUCCAGGGCCUGGAGGCUCUGAAGCAGGAGCACAACUCUAUCUUGGAGGGCUUGCUGGGCACGCUGCGCUGCCUGAAGCAGGAAAACCAGGGUGUCCUGGUGGAGGAGAAGUCUCUCAUGAUCCGCAAGUCCCUGGAGAUGCUGGAGCUGGGCCUGGGCGAGGCACAGGUGAUGAUGGCGCUGUCGGGCCACCUGAGCUCUGUGGAGUCGGAGAAGCAGAAGCUGCGGGCACAGGUUCGUCGGCUGUGCCAGGAGAACCAGUGGCUGAGGGACGAACUGGCGGGCACCCAGCAGAAGCUGCAGAAGAGUGAGCAGAGCGUGGCUCAGCUGGAGGAGGAGAAGAAACACCUGGAGUUCAUGAACCAGCUCAAGAAGUACGACGAGGAUCUGUCGCCAUCGGAGGAGAAGGACUCUGACUCCAGUAAAGAGAAUCUGGAUGAUCUGUUCCCAGACGACCAGGAUGACCAACCUCCUGGCAUCCAGCAGCCCCACGGUAGUGCAGCAGCAGCAGCAGCCCAGCAGGGAGGCUAUGAGAUCCCGGCCCGCCUUAGGACCCUUCACAACCUGGUGAUCCAGUACGCCUCCCAGGGCCGCUACGAGGUGGCCGUGCCCCUCUGCAAACAGGCCCUGGAGGACCUGGAGAAGACCUCCGGACACAACCACCCGGACGUGGCCACCAUGCUCAACAUCCUGGCCCUGGUCUACAGGGACCAGAAUAAAUACAAAGAGGCAGCCAACCUGCUGAACGACGCCCUGGCCAUCAGGGAGAAGACUCUGGGCAGGGACCAUCCAGCGGUGGCUGCUACACUCAACAACCUGGCUGUGCUCUACGGGAAACGGGGGAAGUACAAGGAAGCGGAGCCCCUUUGCAAGCGGGCUCUGGAGAUCCGGGAGAAGGUUCUGGGUAAGGACCACCCAGACGUUGCCAAGCAGCUGAACAACCUUGCCCUGCUGUGUCAGAACCAGGGCAAGUAUGAGGAGGUGGAGUACUACUACCAGCGGGCCCUGGAGAUCUACCAGACCAAACUGGGCCCUGACGACCCCAAUGUGGCCAAGACCAAAAACAAUCUGGCAUCCUGUUACCUGAAGCAGGGGAAGUUCAAGCAGGCUGAAACUCUGUACAAAGAGAUCCUUACCCGCGCACAUGAGAGGGAGUUUGGCUCCGUAGACGAUGAGAACAAACCCAUUUGGAUGCAUGCUGAGGAGAGAGAGGAACAGAGCAAGGGAAAGCAGCAGGACGGCUCCCUGUUCGGAGAGUAUGGAGGCUGGUACAAGGCCUGUAAAGUAGACAGCCCCACAGUAACCACCACCCUGAAGAAUCUGGGCGCCCUCUACAGGCGGCAGGGUAAAUUUGAGGCGGCAGAGACACUGGAGGAGGCAGCCAAGCGCUCCAGAAAACAGGGUCUGGACACAGUGCACAAGCAGCGUGUGGCGGAUGUUCUGAGCGAGCCGGAGGAGCAGGAGAAGCAGCGGAGCCGUGAGAGUCUGACCUCCGACACCACGGUCAAGUACGAGAGCGGCCCGGACGGGGGCGAGGAAGUGAGUAUGAGCGUGGAGUGGAACGGGGACGGUUCUGGUUCUCUGAAGCGGAGCGGCUCCUUCAGUAAACUCCGUGCCUCUAUUCGCCGCAGCAGCGAGAAACUGGUCCGCAAGCUGAAGGGCGGUGGCUCACGGGAGAGCGAGCCCAAAAACCCUGGCAUGAAGCGAGCCAGUUCACUAGGUGUUCUAAACGUGGUGGACAAUGCUGCCGGAGACCUCUACCAAGUAAGGAGCUCAACUGUCUCUCCAUCUUUCACAUCACCCAAUCUUGCCCCAUUGUUUUCUGGGUCUCUCCUCGCUCAUCCUCCCCUUUGUUUGUUUAUCUACCUCAUUGUCUUACACUACUCUCUGAGACCUCACUUUAUGAAACUCAAAUUCCCAAUGGUCCUCUUGGUUGUGAUCAAACUGGCCCUUGCCCCUCUUCACCUGGGCAGUCAUCUCAGAAAUUGGUCACUAAUGAAAUGGCGAACAAUGUGUGUGGGAACAUCAGUGGUUCACAGACUAACAUGUUUUUUCAUGGUGUUCUCUCAUUUAUAACCCCUUAGUCACAAAUUGCAAUAAUGAAUGAUGUGCAAGGUAGAUGUGGGAAAUAACACCUUUUGACAGUUGAUUUCUGUGGCUGUAUGAUGAGCGAGGAAAUGAGAUCAAAGAUGAACCAGGGAUAAUAGUUUGCAACCAGAUGAUCAACAGCAACCUUUUUUUUAAAAGUUUUACUCCUGUUAUUAACUGACUUGUAUCAAUUGUUCAGAAAGAUUCAUCUGAAUGGUUUGAUUUGAGAAUAUGCAUCACUGGACAAUGGGACCUUUCUACAUGGUGAUAUACUGGUUCUGCCAAUCCACCAUACGAUAAGGGUGUGACUCCAGAAUACAGUGCCGGUCUGUGCACCACUCAUCACUGUCACCGAGCUCCAGAUUUUGACAUCUCAUUUAUAUUAUGUACCACAUUCCCCAAAUAUUCAAUAGCGAUACUCAACAGUGCCUUAUUCACGCCCCUUGACUUUUUCCAUGUUAUGUAUUACAGCCUGAAUUUAACAUUGAUUAAAUUAAGAUUUUUGGUCACUGGCCUAAAUAUAAUACCCCCUAAUGUCAAAGUGGAAUUAUGUUUAUUUUUUAUUUGUACUAAUUCAUUAAAAAUGAAAAGCUGAAAUGUAUUGAGUCAAGUACUCAACCCCUUUGUUACGGUAAACCGAAAUAUGUUCAGGAGUAAAAAUGUGCUUAACAAGUUGCAUGAACUCACUCUGUGUGCAAUAGUGUUAACAUGAUUUUAAAUGACUAACUCAUCUCUGUAUCCCACACAUACAAUGAUCUGUAAGGCCCCUCAGUCGAGCAGUGAAUUUCAAAAACCGAUUCAACCACAAAGACCAGGGAUGUUUUCCAAUGUCUCGCAAAGGCCACCUAUUGGUAGAUUGGUAAAAAAUACAAUAAAAACGGAUGCUGAAUAUCACUUUGAGCAUGGUGAAGUAAGUUAUUAAUUACACUUUUGUGUGCCAAUACACCAGUUACUACAAAGAUACAGGCGUCCUUCCUAACACGGUUGCCGGAGAGGAAGGAAACCGCUCAGGGAUCUCACCAUGAGGCCAAUGGUGACUUUAAAACAUUGUUUAAAACAGGAGUUUAAUGGCUAUAAUAAGAAAAAACUGAAGAUGGAUCAACAUUGUAGUUACUCCUCAAUACUAACCUAAAUGACAGAAGGAAGCCUGUACAUCAAAGUAUUCCAAAACAUGCAUCCUGUUUGCAACAAGGCACUACAAUAAUACUACAAAGAUUUUAGCAAAGCAAUUCACUUUUUGUCCUGAAUACAAAGUGUUAUGUUUGGGGCAAAUCAAAUGCAUCACAUUACUGAGUUAUCACACCAUAUUUUCAAGCAUAUUGGUGGCUGCAUCAUGUUAUGGAUAGGCUUGUAAUUGUUAAGGUCGGGGGAGUUUAUCAGGAUAAAAAAUAAACUGAAUGGAGCUAAGCACAAGCAAAAUCCUAGAGGAAAACCUGGUUCAGUCUGCUUUCCACCAGACACUGGGAGAUGAAUUCACCUUUCAGCAGGACAAUAAUCUAAAACACAAGGCCAAAUCUACGCUUUCUUACGAAGAAGACUGUAAAUGUCCCUGAGUGGCCGAGUUUGACUUAAAUCUGCUUAAAUCUAUGGCAAGAAUUGAAAAUGGUUGUCUAGCAAUGAUCCACAACCAAUUUGACAGAGGUUGAAGAAUUUUUUAAAGAAUAAUGUGCAAAUAUUGUAUAAUCUAGGUGUGCAAAGCUCUUAGACUUACCCAGAAAGACUCCGCUGUAAUCGCUACCAAAGGUGAUUCUAAUAUGUAUUGACUCAGGGGUGUGAAUAAUUGUGUAUAUGAGAGAUUUCUGUAUUUAAUUUUCAAUAAAUUUGCAGAAAUUCUAAAAACAUGUUUUUACUUUGCCAUCAUGGGGUAUUGUAUGUAGAUGGUUGAGGAAAAAAACAAAAUGACUCGGUUUUGAAUCAGGCUGUAACACCUCAAUGUCAAGGGGUAUAAAUACGUUUUCAAGGCACUGAAUCUAUAUAUAUUGAAUCUGUUCCUAGGCCGUCAUUGAAAAUAAGAAUAUGUUCUUAACUGACUUGCCUAGUUAAAUAAAAUGUAAAUAUUUAAUAUAUUCAAGAAAAACAGACAUUUUCUUCAUGGAAAUGUGAAGGAUGUUUUAUCUGUGAUGUUGGACCCUCUACAUUAAUAGUUUUUUUGUUGUAUUUCUUCAACCUAUUCUGAAUCCUAUUCCCUCUGUUGCCUU
This is a messenger RNA of Oncorhynchus nerka (sockeye salmon), 4845 nucleotides long. Its product is annotated as kinesin light chain 1. NCBI's taxonomy places the organism in Eukaryota, Metazoa, Chordata, Actinopteri, Salmoniformes, Salmonidae. Bases 461 to 2635 code for a protein of 724 amino acids. Gene Ontology annotation, molecular function: kinesin binding. Gene Ontology annotation, cellular component: cytoplasm; kinesin complex. The record is from RefSeq and is a predicted model, not a curated record. The transcript is spliced from 15 exons. Gene Ontology annotation, biological process: microtubule-based movement.